Messenger RNA from Merops nubicus (carmine bee-eater), 492 nucleotides. RefSeq names its product annexin A10 (gene ANXA10). The annotation marks the transcript as partial. The transcript is spliced from 6 exons. Gene Ontology annotation, cellular component: cytoplasm. NCBI's taxonomy places the organism in Eukaryota, Metazoa, Chordata, Aves, Coraciiformes, Meropidae. Gene Ontology annotation, molecular function: calcium ion binding; calcium-dependent phospholipid binding. The record is from RefSeq and is a predicted model, not a curated record.
GGAACAAGGAUGGAAGGAUAUGCAGAUCCUUCUACAGCCACUCAGGAUGCAAUGAUGCUAUGGGAAGCAUGUCAGCAGAAAACAGGCGAACACAAAACCAUGCUGCAAAUGAUUCUCUGCAACAGGAGCUACCAGCAGCUGUGGAUGGUUUUCCAGGAGUUCCAAAAUCUCUCUGGGCAAGACAUAGUAGAUGCCAUUAAUGAAUGUUACGAUGGAUACUUUCAAGAAUUACUGGUUGCAAUAGUUCUUUGUGCUCGUGACAAGCCUUCCUACUUUGCUUACAGGCUUUAUAAUGCAAUUCAUGACUUUGGGUUUCACAAUAAAACAGUUAUAAGGAUUCUCAUUGCCAGAAGUGAGAUUGACUUGAUGAGUAUACGACAGCGAUACAAAGAGAGAUAUGGGAAGUCACUCCUUCAUGACAUUAAACAUUUUGCUUCAGGGCAUUAUGAGAGUGCUUUACUUGCUAUCUGUGCUGGUGAUGCUGAAGAUUAA